AUGGACGCUGAAAUUUCGACGUGUUCAGUUGGGAAAUUCUUCGAAAACCAUCUUCCGACCCAGGGAGUCCCGUUCGACGCUGUAGUUGAUGACCUCAAAAAGCAAAAGACACUCGUUUCUCGAGGCCAGUCUUUGGAACAGAAACCGUCCUCAUCCACACAGAGGCCACUGUUUCCUCAGACUUUCAAGUCUCUCAAAUCUCUGUUCCGAUCUCGUACCACCAGCACCACCCGCGUCGUGAAGACGCUGCAGACGAUCGGCAAUGCUGUUCGUAAAGCACUCGGGAGGGCCACAGACUGCGAGAUCAACGACUACUCCCUCAGAGUGGAGGAUAGCGUCGGAGAUCACGCUCGAGGAUGCCUAACCUCGAACCUGGAGGACGCAUUACACCCCACCGAAGUUGUGGUUCCGAUGACAGUCAUUGCAGACGAUGGCAAUUACACAUCAUCUGAAGAGGCGAAGGCAAAAUUACUGUCCCGUGCCACUGAAAUCAUGAAUGAAGACGCACGUCGAAGGUUUUGUUUCGGGGUCACUUGUGAACGGUCUGAGGUCACUCUCUGGCGCUUUGCCAGGUCUAUUGUCGUCAAGUCCACGCCUUUUGACAUGACCGAGCAACCAGACCUUUUGCUUCAUCUUUUCGUCGCUCUGUUCACAGCCUCACUACACCAGCUCGGAUAUGACCCAUUGGUAACCCUGCUCCCCGAUCGCAACUACGUCUACCAGAUCCCGUCUGAUAGUUCCACAACGCCACUCUACUUUAAAACGGUCCAUCCGAUCUGGGACGUCAAACCGACCUGCCUUUCUGGACGCCGCACGCGUAUCUGGGAAGUCGAGCAGGUCCUCUCACAGUCCGACCCGACUCGAGUUCCAGGCACACCUAACCGAGCUUUGAAGGACGUCUUCCUGAAUUCGGACACGAGGACCGAAUCCGACAUCCAGGAAGAACUGUUCGCUGAUAUAGCGAUGUUUGGCCAGGACGAAAAUUGGCGUUCUCGACCUCUCUUGAAAGAUUUCGUCCAAGCCGACCUGGAAGCGCUGGCGGAAGCGUUAAAGGGCGACCAAUAUAAACACUACUUUUCGUGCAUAGUCGCCAAGCACGUCGGGGAAGGCGACGUGCCUGGCCUGGACAGUCCAACGGCCCCUCCGCCGAAGCGCCGUUGUCUCUUCCUGUACGAGCGUGUCUGCACGGCACUGAACAACAUCCCCACACUUGGUGAAGCGGUCGAUGUCCUCAAAGCAGCUAUCAUCCCUUUGCGCCUGAUGUUCUGCGCAGGCUGGGUUCAUCGAGACAUCAGUCCGGGCAACAUCCUAGCGUAUCGAGAAUCGCCUACCUCACCAUGGGCAGUGAAGUUAUCGGACCUCGAGCAUGCGAAGAGGUUCCCUGACCCACAAGCAAAUACAAAGGAUCCAAUUACAGGAACCCCUCCUUUCAUUGCGUGCGAAAUCCUUGACGGUCACCACUUCUUCCCGAUCAGUAUUAACCCCAAAAACAUGGUUCCCCCUUAUCGACCCGUUCCCGUUGUUCAUACCUACCAGCAUGACCUGGAGUCCAUUUGGUGGAUUCUCUUGUGGCUCGCGACCGCUCGUGUCAACCGGAAGCUUCCGCGAAUUUUUGGACAGACAUAUUUCCAGCACAGAGUUGACCUGCAGUACGCCAGGUCGCGGUGUGGCUUGCUCAUGCAAAGCCUCUCGACCGACCCACAGGUCAAGGAAUCUCUCCCUCAGACACUGAGAACCUCAUUCUACAAACGCCUCGACAUCCUGCGCAAUAACAUUUACGUGACCUACGUGACUCGGACCAUGGAACAGAAACAUAACGACAUCGAGUCUUUUUCGUGGAUAAUAAGCGAAGGCAUGCGUCUCUUCUUCGAUGCUGUGGCACGCUCCAGGGACAAGUGGGGGGGUGUGGAGCUUGUGGUUGACUCAGAGCGACGGGUAUUCCCAGUAGCAGCACCUUUACUCCUUCCUGAAUCACCCAAGGUCGAAGCUCCAAGGAAACGCAAAAAUGUCGGACUAGAAGGCCGAGCACCAAAACGAUUGCGGACAGGUCCGGGGCGCGACACGGAUAUGCCGACACGUACGACUGGGCCAAUAACAAGAUCGAUGACACGGAACUCUGGACCAGUGACGAGGUCCGCAACUCGCCGUCUUCGCGAAGCUCGGAAGUAG
Messenger RNA from Coprinopsis cinerea okayama7#130, 2169 nucleotides. Its product is annotated as protein kinase subdomain-containing protein PKL. The transcript is spliced from 6 exons. Lineage: Eukaryota; Fungi; Basidiomycota; Agaricomycetes; Agaricales; Psathyrellaceae. Gene Ontology annotation, biological process: protein phosphorylation. Gene Ontology annotation, molecular function: ATP binding; protein kinase activity. The coding region runs from base 1 to 2169 and encodes 722 amino acids. The record is from RefSeq and is a predicted model, not a curated record.